Messenger RNA from Galleria mellonella (greater wax moth), 3388 nucleotides. RefSeq names its product calnexin (gene Cnx99A). The transcript is spliced from 13 exons. The coding region runs from base 160 to 1869 and encodes 569 amino acids. The record is from RefSeq and is a predicted model, not a curated record. Gene Ontology annotation, biological process: protein folding. NCBI's taxonomy places the organism in Eukaryota, Metazoa, Arthropoda, Insecta, Lepidoptera, Pyralidae. Gene Ontology annotation, cellular component: endoplasmic reticulum membrane; endoplasmic reticulum. Gene Ontology annotation, molecular function: calcium ion binding.
AUCUUGACAACUGUUUGUUUUUGAUUGGCUGAAAUUUUUCAGAGGAAAACGAAAAUCAUCGCUGACAUCGGUGUUUUACUUUGCUUGUUUCAUGUACGAUUAAAUUAAGCAUUUAAAAUAAUUAACAACAAUAAUAUAAGUUUUUAAUAAAAAACCAAGAUGGCUCGUCAUAGUAUAUUUAUAUUAAGUGCCUUACUGGUGCUGGUGGGAACUGUGAAAGCCGACAGUGAGAACACGGACGACGGUGUUACCGUUGAGACUGAGGAGGAAGACCAGUAUAGCAGUCCUCAAAUAAGUGGAAAAGGUGUCUACCUAGCAGAGCACUUCGAUAAUGAGAAUGCAUUCAAAAAACAGUGGGUGAAAUCAGAAGCAAAGAAACAGGGUGUAGACGAAAAUAUUGCCAAAUAUGAUGGUAAAUGGGAGAUCCAAGCACCAUCAAGGAAAAUCCUUAAGAAUGACUUAGGUUUAGUGUUAACUACAGAAGCUAAACAUGCUGCCAUAUCAACAUUAUUGGAUAAGCCUUUUGAGUUCACAGACAAACCACUUAUAGUCCAAUAUGAAGUCACCAUGCAGGAAGGUCAAAACUGUGGAGGUGCUUACAUCAAACUUCUAUCGAGAGGCACCAACACGAAGGCGGACUUGCGCAAGUUCCACGACCAAACGCCUUAUACCGUGAUGUUCGGACCCGACAAGUGUGGCAACGACAACAAACUACAUUUUAUAUUCAGACACAAAAAUCCCAAGAAUGGCACUAUUGAAGAAAAACACAGCAAGAAACCCACUCAACGUCUAGAAGACAUUUACAAAGAUAAGGAGCCUCAUCUCUACACGCUGGUCGUGCGUCCGGACAACACGUUCACGAUUCUAAUUGACAAUAAGGAAGUGAACUCCGGAUCCCUGCUUGAGGACUUCACCCCACCAGUCAACCCGCCAGAGGAAAUUGAUGACCCCAACGACAAGAAGCCUGAUGAUUGGGACGAGAGGGAAAAGAUAAUAGAUCCAACGGCGACUAAGCCCGAUGACUGGGACGAGGAUGCGCCCGCGCAGAUUGUGGACCCCAACGCUGUCAAACCAGACGGAUGGCUGGAUGAUGAACCUGAAAUGAUCCCCGACCCGGACGCGAAGAAGCCAUCGGACUGGGACGAGGAGAUGGACGGCGAAUGGGAGGCGCCCCUCAUCGACAACCCGGCCUGCGCUGCGGCCCCCGGUUGCGGCUCUUGGACUCCACCAACCAUUCCCAACCCCAACUACAAGGGCAUUUGGCGCGCACCGCUGAUCCCGAACCCCAACUACAAGGGCAAGUGGACUCCUCGCAGGAUACCCAAUCCUAACUACUUCAAAGAUGAUCACCCAUUCAGAAUGACGCCCAUUCACGCGGUCGGUUUUGAAUUAUGGUCGAUGUCCCCUCUCCUGCUGUUCGACAACCUCAUCGUGACCGACGACGAGGCCCUCGCAGAACAGUGGGCGCAGCAGACCUUCGUGCUGAAACGCGCCAAGAUAUCCAGGGACUCUAAAACGUUAUGGGGCCGCAUGCUCCGCGCCAUGAACUACAAGCCGGGCUGGUGGGCUCUAUACGGAGUAUACUGUGCCAUCCCCAUAUCUAUAUACGUGGCUUACCUCGUCAAACGGGCCAGAGAGGACUCUGAUGCGGAUAUUAAAAAGACUGAUGCUGUGAUGGAGGAUGACCCCCAUCAGUCGGAGGGAGAAGGGGAAGGAGCCGAGGAGGAACCUCAGGAAAAGGCCAGCAAGGCCGACCUGGAGGGACCGGAGACUCAGCCGGACUCCGCUACUGAGGCAGAGACGACGCCUCUGGUGGACACAGAGGGCGCCGGCGACGGCCAGAGGAAACGGAAGCCCCGUAAAGAGUAGGCUCCCACGUAUAUAGUUGUAUAGGGAGAGUGCGAAGUAGGUUCAAACCAGAGCAAUCUCUUCAGUUGGUUACUCCCGUCCGUUGUAUGUAACCAUGCCUGGAGCUAUUUCAUAUUUAUUAUAACACUGAAUUGAUGUUAAAUUACCCCUGUAUAGAAACUAGCGUCAUCUAGUGUAAGUAAUACUACUGUUCUAAGAUUAAAGUUGGUCUGAAAUGUUAACUCUUGCAUUGAAAACGUUAUAAUUUUAAACUGAUCUUUUUUCAUUAUAAAAAAGAACAUUUUAUUUGCAUUCUUUUUAUAUGGGAAAAGCGUUUACGCUGAUUAUUUAUGUGCAGUUUUUUUAACUGCACUUAGGCUUUGGUGAUGUCUUAAGAGGGACGCUGCUUCUCAUCCCUUGACCAUUAAGUUUCCUUAGUCGCUCUUUACUAGAAUCACGGAAAAAGGAAGAAUUGACCCAUUCUAUGCCGGGAUGAUUUCCACCAAAGGACUCGCAUUACAUCGGAUCGGAUACGAAUGGAUGCGGCGACAGCCGAUCGUGUCCGGCAGGAUGUCAAUGCAUACGAUCGACUCCGUAUCGUCGCUUUUGGACAUAUCCGUUUCGGAGCCUAGUCAAACAGUUGUAUUCCUACCGUGUUGACGGAUUCUAUUUUUUGAAAAUGGUUGAAGUUGACGUAGUAUUGUUGGUUCAUUAACUAAUUAAUUAAAGAAUCAUAAAACACAAGAGGUAAAGAAAAAGAGUGAUCCCGCCCGGCUACGGCUUUGAGCGUACGCAACGGCAGACGAAUGGAGCCGAUCGCGCGUCGCAGCAUACUUUCAGUUACGAUCGCGUGUUGUGGAAGACAUCCGUGGUCGUGGUUUGGUAAUAUAGACUUUAAAUACAGUGCACACGAUUUAAUAUCGUUUAAAGAUUAAAAAUACGAUCUGAUGGUGGAAAUAAUCCCUAAUAUUUAUCAUAAUGGGUUUUGUCCCUUAUAAUCAGUUUUAACAAGCAUACAUAGAGUCUUAGGUCAACAGUAGAUAAGCGUCGUACAGGUUAACUAUUAACAAACUAAACUGUAUAUAAUAAGGACAUUUAUGAUCGUGUACGGGGGUAAUUUAUCAUAAUAUGAGUAUAGUCAAGUUUAAGUUUCUUAUUAUUAUUUUUAAUUUAAAUUUUAUAAUUAUUUCACUGACCCCAAAUAAUUGGGAUGAGGGCAGGAGGAUUAUUAUUAUUCAAUUUGAUUCAACAUUUAAAUACUUAUAGAUUGACAGUUACGUUUUGUUAUUAAGAUGUUAGUUAUCUCCCUUUUGGUUCUUUAUUGUAAAAGGCAUGAUGGCCAUAUAAAUAUAUGCUUUCAGCAAUGUGCAACAGGCAUGGCACGUAAUCGGCGAAGUAAUGAACGCAGCACAUUUUGGUUUGCAUUUUCAAAGUAUUUAGACGCGGUCUGCUUUAAAGUUCUUUUGUUUCAUGCACAUUGCAUUCUGUAGGCUAGUUGUAUCAGAUUAUUUAUUACUAUUACUCUUCUAUUUGUUAGUAU